Juglans regia (Persian walnut) is the source of this 1476-nucleotide messenger RNA. Its product is annotated as heptahelical transmembrane protein 1-like. NCBI's taxonomy places the organism in Eukaryota, Viridiplantae, Streptophyta, Magnoliopsida, Fagales, Juglandaceae. The record is from RefSeq and is a predicted model, not a curated record. Gene Ontology annotation, cellular component: membrane. The transcript is spliced from 4 exons. Gene Ontology annotation, biological process: response to hormone. Bases 146 to 1225 code for a protein of 359 amino acids. Gene Ontology annotation, molecular function: signaling receptor activity.
GAGAGAGAGAGAGAGAGAAUGUCCUCCAAUUGCCAUCUUAUAAGGGAUUGAAAGAGUCUCCCUUGCUCUCCCAAAAUUUGUGACGAAUGUACAGAAGAGGAGUUACAGUGAAGGAGCUGUUUGGAAGAGAGAAGGAAAGGAGGAAAUGGAUCAGACCCACCGCCGGCGCCAGACCUCAUCUCCCGAUGGUCAUGUCACAAACAAGAACAAGAAGACGGUUCAUCAUGAGAACUGUGAAAAACCGAAACGAUACGCUCUAGUGUCGUUCUGGGAGGCUCCGGAGCACAUGAAGGACAACGAGUUCAUAAUGCAUUACUACAGAGCCAACUGGCCUCUCAAGGAAGCUCUCUUCAGCUUAUUUCGUUGGCAUAACGAAACCCUCAACGUUUGGACGCAUUUAAUCGGAUUUGUUUUGUUCUUGGGAUUGACUCUGGCGAAUUUGAUGGAAGUGCCUCAGGUUGCGGAUCUUCUUGGCUUCUUUACCAGGUCUAUACAUAUUAGUGCAGAAACAAAUGUUUCUCAUUAUUUCAAAGAUUUCAUUGCAGAUACUACAAAACUCAUAGAUUUGAAGCAUGCGACAUCUCGAGAAAGGGAUAUUACCAUGCAUGAGAUGGGCACAAGGUGGCCAUUCUUUGUCUUCUUGAGUGGCUCUAUGUUUUGCCUCCUCUCAAGCAGCAUUUGCCACCUCUUUUCAUGCCACUCUCACCCUUUAAGCCUCUUAUUAUUGCGAGUAGACUAUGUUGGAAUCACCAUCAUGAUCAUCACCUCCUUUUUCCCUCCAAUCUACUACAUGUUCCAGUGCGACCCUCACUGGCAAUUUGUCUACCUUGGUGGUAUCACAGCAAUGGGGAUCUUCACUAUUGCCACAAUGCUUUCACCCGCACUUUCAAGCGGCAAAUACCGGGGAUUUAGAGCCUUGUUAUUCUCAUCCAUGGGGUUGUUUGGAAUCAUCCCUGCAAUCCAUGCAGUUUUUGUGAACUGGGGCAAUCCCCAGCGCAACGCUACCCUAGCAUAUGAGGCAGCCAUGGCAGUAUCUUAUCUGACAGGAGUAUUGUUUUAUGUUAGCCGGGUUCCAGAGAGAUGGAAGCCAGGAUGGUUCGAUUUGGCAGGGCAUAGCCAUCAAAUAUUUCAUGUUCUGGUGGUCAUGGGUGCUUUAGCCCACUACGGUGCCUCGCUCCAUAUACUAGAUGCUCAACACACUAUAACCUGUGGAAGGACGAUUUAGUCUAUGUUUUGUGUUACCAGUAGGUUCAGUUUAUGCCUUGAAUAUUCAUUUAGAUAGAGACGCUAUUCAUUAAUUUUAUUUGUUGGAUUUAAGGUUUAGGUACUAUUGUAUAAGAGACUCCAUCCAAAAGAAAGAAAAACCUAGAAAAGACUCACAGAAGGAAAGUGUACCUGUGCCAUGUAAUUCCAUUAUGCCGAUUAGAGGAGAGGUGUAAAACUUGUUUUCUUUUAUUUGAUUAUUAAUUUGUUGAA